Messenger RNA from Aspergillus wentii DTO 134E9, 312 nucleotides. RefSeq names its product LYR motif-containing protein. Gene Ontology annotation, cellular component: mitochondrial matrix. The transcript has a single exon. NCBI's taxonomy places the organism in Eukaryota, Fungi, Ascomycota, Eurotiomycetes, Eurotiales, Aspergillaceae. Bases 1 to 312 code for a protein of 103 amino acids. The record is from RefSeq and is a predicted model, not a curated record. Gene Ontology annotation, biological process: mitochondrial proton-transporting ATP synthase complex assembly.
AUGACAGCCCAAGCCCGCUCCGCCUACCGCGCCCUCCUCCGCGAAAUCCCCCGCCGAAACCUCAACAGCCAAACCACCACCCCCCUCCACAACCGCAUCCGCGCCGUCUUCCGCACCACGGAAGAGUCCGAAUCAGGUGCGAUCCGCGCCCAGGAGGCCGCGCAGAUGGCGGCGUAUGCCCGCGCGCAGAGAAGCUACGCCGAGCUCGUCGAUAGAUAUAACCCCGGCAGUUGGUUGGAUGAGGAGGAGAGGAUUAGACUUACUGCGAGGCGGGUGGGGAUGGAGUUGCCGGUUUUGGGGGGGAAGAGCUAG